Molecule: messenger RNA, 2536 nt
Organism: Rhinichthys klamathensis goyatoka
Lineage: Eukaryota; Metazoa; Chordata; Actinopteri; Cypriniformes; Leuciscidae
Product: deleted in malignant brain tumors 1 protein-like
Exons: 10
Coding region: 221-2536 (771 amino acids)
Cellular component (GO): membrane
Source: RefSeq, a predicted model, not a curated record
AUAUAAAGUAUAACCUCAUCAUGUUACAUAUUUACAUGUAUGUCUGUUUGAAUGAACCACACAUAUUAUGCUCAUAAUUUGCAUUCAGUUGCUUGUCUAUACAGUGUAAAAUGUGUAUUAAAAUGCUAUAGAUUAAAUACAGUAGAUUGAUAUUCUUAUUAAUUGAGAAAGCAGUUUAGAAAAUAAGACAAAGCAAUUAAAGUUUUGUGUGAGGAUUAACAUGAAUAUCAUGUCUAUUAUAUUUCUAGACGCUAUGCUGUGGUUUAUGCAAUUCUUUCUGCUUCUGGCAUGUAUUGGUUAUACAAUUGCCACUACAGAUGAAAUCAGACUGGUGAAUGGCAGUGACUCCUGUUCUGGACGAGUGGAGGUUCUCUACAACGGUCAGUGGGGAACAGUGUGUGAUGAUGGCUGGGAUCUGUCAGAUGCUGCAGUGGUGUGUAGAGAGAUGGGCUGUGGGGAUGCUAGAGAGGCAAAGAGGGCUGCUUAUUUUGGACAUGGAUCAGGACAGAUAUGGAUGGAUGAUGUAAACUGCGCUGGCACUGAGUCCUCACUAAAGAACUGUAGGACAAGUGGAUGGGAAAGACACAACUGUGGACAUCAUGAAGACGCUGGAGUCAUCUGUGAAGCCUUUAUUAGGUUGGUAAAUGGCAGUGACUCCUGUUCUGGACGAGUGGAGGUUCUCUAUAAUGGAACAUGGGGAACAGUGUGUGAUGAUGGCUGGGGUCUGUCAGAUGCUGCAGUGGUGUGUAGAGAGAUGGGCUGUGGGAAUGUGAUAGAGGCAAAGAGUGUUGCUUAUUUUGGACAAGGAUCAGGACAGAUAUGGAUGGAUGAUGUAAACUGCACUGGCACUGAGUCCUCACUAAAGAACUGUACGACAAGUGGAUGGGGAAGACACAACUGUGGACAUCAUGAAGAUGCUGGAGUCAUUUGCAACUCUGUAAGGUUGGUAAUGGGUGACAACUCUUGUUCUGGACGAGUGGAGGUUCUCUAUAAUGGAACAUGGGGAACAGUGUGUGAUGAUGGCUGGGGUCUGUCAGAUGCUGCAGUGGUGUGUAGAGAGAUGGGCUGUGGGAAUGUGAUAGAGGCAAAGAGUGUUGCUUAUUUUGGACAAGGAUCAGGACAGAUAUGGAUGGAUGAUGUAAACUGCACUGGCACUGAGUCCUCACUAAAGAACUGUACGGCAAGAGGAUGGGGAAUACACGACUGUGGACAUCAUGAAGAUGCUGGAGUCAUGUGCACUGUAUCUGUCAGGUUGGUGAAUGGAGACAACUCCUGUUCUGGACGAGUGGAGGUUCUCUAUAAUGGAACAUGGGGAACAGUGUGUGAUGAUGGCUGGGAUCUGUCAGAUGCUGCAGUGGUGUGUAGAGAGAUGGGCUGUGGGAGUGUUGCAGGUGCAAGUCAUGCUUAUUUUGGCCAGGGAUCAGGGCCGAUGUGGUUGAAUAAUGUACAAUGUAUUGGGAGUGAAUCUACUUUAAAAAGAUGCAGAUCAAAUGCAAGUGCCUCCUGCAGUAAUUAUAAAGGUGCUGGAGUCAUCUGUCAACCUCCUGUCUUAUUGAAAAAUGGCAGUGACUCUUGUUCUGGAAGAGUGGAGGUGCGCCACAAUGGAAUAUGGGGAACAGUGUGUGAUGAUGGCUGGGAUCUGUCAGAUGCUGCAGUGGUGUGUAGAGAGAUGGGCUGUGGGAAUGUGAUAGAGGCAAAGAGUGGAGCUUAUUUCGGACAAGGAUCAGGGCAUGUGUGGAUGAAUAAAGUGAGAUGUAAUGGAACAGAGUCUACACUGAAGGACUGUGUAUUAAGUGGAAGAGUUCAACAGAACUGCAGCCAUGAAAAAGAUGCUGGUGUUAUCUGUGGAGCCAAAAUUCAAUUGCAGAAUGGUUCCAGCUCCUGUUCUGGACGAGUGGAGGUUCUCCAUAAUGGAACAUGGGGAACAGUGUGUGAUGAUGGAUGGGAUGACAGAGAUGCUGCAGUGGUGUGUAGAGAGAUGGGAUGUGGGGAUGCGAUUGAGGCAAAAAAAGGUGCUUUUUUUGGGAACGGCUCAGGACCAAUAUGGAUGAAUAAUGUAAAUUGUUAUGGGGAUGAGCUUACUCUAAAGAGAUGUAGAUCACAUGGAUGGGACAUACAGAACUGUAAUCAUCAUAAAGAUGCUGGUGUCAUCUGCCAAAAUGACAAUUUAUCUUCAACAACUGCAAAAACAAGCUCAACAACAGAAGUGAAGUCUGCAGCUGCUGUUUCUACCACCAGUUCUCUAAGAAACAACUCUUCCGUCUCUUCACAAGAGUACAUCACACAGAUGCUGCAGGGUAAAGGAAUCCCCAAUGGAGUGUGGAUCGGGCUUGAACGGAGUAUGCUCUUUACUUGUUCGCACUGGCUGUGGACCGCUGGGCCAUAUGUGGACUAUGCAUCAUGGCAUCAAACAUUUCCAGUGGACCUAGGGAGCAGGUUUUGUGGAAAACUUCUUAGGGACGAUUCCAAAGAGAACAUGAUUGGAUGGGUGGAUGCUUGCUGCCAUGAGCAACUUACUUUUAUUUGUCAGGGAUGA